UAGAGACGAGGUCUCACUGUGUUGCCCAGCCUGGUAUCGAACCUCUGGGCUCAAGCGAUCCUCCCGCUUCGGCCUCCCGAAGUACUGGGAUUACAAGCGUGAGCCACCGCGCCCUGCCCAGUGGAAUACUUUCAACGGUGCUUCUGCACUGACUUCCCAUCUUCCAACCCAUCCACAAACUGCAGCCAAAAUGAUGUUACUACAGUAACAACUUGGAGAAAGCAGUGUGGUUUAAUCUGGAAGGAGCAGAAGCUGUGGAGUCCAAAGGACCCGUGUUCCUAUCCUUGUUGUGCCACUUGACACGUUUCGCACAAGGGUCUCCAGUGUUAGUUCACCGUCUCCAGCAAUCAGGAUGACUCCCUGAAGGGCUGUCAAACGAAACAAAGGCGCAAACUGAGACAAUUCCAUUGUUUACGUAACUUUCGCCAAAUCGGCUCCUUCCUACGAAAUAUCCAGCUCAUAGAGCAGGCUGAGAUGCUUUGUUGCUUUAAUUCUCUUUAAGAGUCACAGCUGUCCAUUUUCCACGUGCGGCUGAAGAAUGGAUUUCAGAGCGCUCUCCCUCCGGCCGUGUUCACCUAGUAACCCCAGCUUCGGGAUAAGGACCUGCAGCCCGGGCGCGACCCGGAAAGGGAAUCCGCCCUUUUCGCCUCCUUCGCGCCAAUCGCCUGGAGUUGGCGUUUCCGCAGCCGGGACACAGCCCACCCUCUAAGAGCCGCGGAGUCGGGGACGAUAGAAGGGGCCGCGCGUGCGCAGUGGCGUCCGCUGUGCUUCCGGUGCGCCGGCGCGGACGCGGGCACGCACACACGCAAGCACGCCUCCACUUAAUUCGCGCCGCCGCGGCAGCUCGAGUCCACCAGCAGCGCCGUCCGCUUGACCGAAAUGCUGCGGGCCUGUCAGUUAUCGGGUGUGACCGCCGCCGCCCAGAGUUGUCUCUGUGGGAAGUUUGUCCUCCGUCCAUUGCAACCAUGCCGCAGAUACUCUACUUCAGGCAGCUCUGGGUUGACUACUGGCAAAAUUGCUGGAGCUGGCCUUUUGUUUGUUGGUGGAGGUAUUGGUGGCACUAUCCUAUAUGCCAAAUGGGAUUCCCAUUUCCGGGAAAGUGUAGAGAAGACCAUACCUUACUCAGACAAACUCUUUGAGAUGGUUCUUGGUCCUGCAGCUUAUAAUGUUCCAUUGCCAAAGAAAUCGAUUCAGUCGGGUCCACUAAAAAUCUCUAGUGUAUCAGAAGUAAUGAAAGAAUCUAAACAGCCUGCCUCACAACUCCAAAAACAAAAGGGAGAUACUCCAGCUUCAGCAACAGCAGGUGAUACCCCGUCGGUCCCAGCCCCUGCAGUUCAGCCUGAGGAAUCUUUAAAAACUGAUCACCCUGAAAUUGGUGAAGGAAAACCCACACCUGCGCUUUCAGAAGAAGCAUCCUCAUCUUCUAUAAGGGAGCGACCACCUGAAGAAGUUGCAGCUCGCCUUGCACAACAGGAAAAACAAGAACAGGUUAAAAUUGAGUCUCUAGCCAAGAGCUUAGAAGAUGCUCUGAGGCAAACUGCAAGUGUCACUCUGCAGGCUAUUGCAGCUCAGAAUGCUGCGGUCCAGGCUGUCAAUGCACACUCCAACAUAUUGAAAGCCGCCAUGGACAAUUCUGAGAUUGCAGGCGAGAAGAAAUCUGCUCAGUGGCGCACAGUGGAGGGUGCAUUGAAGGAACGCAGAAAGGCAGUAGACGAAGCUGCCGAUGCCCUUCUCAAAGCCAAAGAAGAGUUAGAGAAGAUGAAAAGUGUGAUUGAAAAUGCAAAGAAAAAAGAGGUUGCUGGGGCCAAGCCUCAUAUAACUGCUGCAGAGGGUAAACUUCACAACAUGAUAGUUGAUCUGGAUAAUGUGGUCAAAAAGGUCCAAGCAGCUCAGUCUGAGGCUAAGGUUGUAUCUCAGUAUCAUGAGCUGGUGGUCCAAGCUCGGGAUGACUUUAAACGAGAGCUGGACAGUAUUACUCCAGAAGUCCUUCCUGGGUGGAAAGGAAUGAGUGUUUCAGACUUAGCUGACAAGCUCUCUACUGAUGAUCUGAACUCCCUCAUUGCUCAUGCACAUCGUCGUAUUGAUCAGCUGAACAGAGAGCUGGCAGAACAGAAGGCCACCGAAAAGCAGCACAUCACGUUAGCCUUGGAGAAACAAAAGCUGGAAGAAAAGCGGGCGUUUGACUCUGCAGUAGCAAAAGCAUUAGAACAUCACAGAAGUGAAAUACAGGCUGAACAGGACAGAAAGAUAGAAGAAGUCAGAGAUGCCAUGGAAAAUGAAAUGAGAACCCAGCUUCGCCGACAGGCAGCUGCCCACACUGAUCACUUGCGAGAUGUCCUUAGGGUACAAGAACAGGAAUUGAAGUCUGAAUUUGAGCAGAACCUGUCUGAGAAACUCUCUGAACAAGAAUUACAAUUUCGUCGUCUCAGUCAAGAGCAAGUUGACAACUUUACUCUGGAUAUAAAUACUGCCUAUGCCAGACUCAGAGGAAUCGAACAGGCUGUUCAGAGCCAUGCAGUUGCUGAAGAGGAAGCCAGAAAAGCCCACCAACUCUGGCUUUCAGUGGAGGCAUUAAAGUACAGCAUGAAGACCUCAUCUGCAGAAACACCUACUAUCCCGCUGGGUAGUGCAGUUGAGGCCAUCAAAGCCAACUGUUCUGAUAAUGAAUUCACCCAAGCUUUAACCGCAGCUAUCCCUCCAGAGUCCCUGACCCGUGGAGUGUACAGUGAAGAGACCCUUAGAGCCCGUUUCUAUGCUGUUCAAAAACUGGCCCGAAGGGUAGCAAUGAUUGAUGAAACCAGAAAUAGCUUGUACCAGUACUUCCUCUCCUACCUACAGUCCCUGCUCCUAUUCCCGCCUCAGCAACUGAAGCCGCCCCCGGAGCUCUGCCCUGAGGAUAUAAACACAUUUAAAUUACUGUCAUAUGCUUCCUAUUGCAUUGAGCAUGGUGAUCUGGAGCUAGCAGCAAAGUUUGUCAAUCAGCUGAAGGGGGAAUCCAGACGAGUGGCACAGGACUGGCUGAAGGAAGCCCGAAUGACCCUAGAAACGAAACAGAUAGUGGAAAUCCUGACAGCAUAUGCCAGCGCCGUAGGAAUAGGAACCACUCAAGUGCAGCCAGAGUGAGGUUUAGGAAGAUUUUCAUAAAGUCAUAUUUCAUGUCAAAGGAAAUCAGCAGUGAUAGAUGAAGGGUUCGCAGCGAGGGUCCCGGAAUUGUCUAGAAAUGAGCGGGUUUACAAGUACUGUUCUAAAUGUUAACACCUGUUGCAUUUAUAUUCUUUCCAUUUGCUAUCAUGUCAGUGAACUCCAGGUGUGCUUUCUUUGCAACUUGUGUAACAUUUUCUGUUUUUUCAGGUUUUACUGAUGAGGCUUGUGAGGCCAAUCAAAAUAAUGUUUGUGAUCUCUACUACUGUUGAUUUUGCCCUCGGAGCAAACUGAAUAAAGCAACAAGAUGAAAA
Molecule: messenger RNA, 3455 nt
Organism: Gorilla gorilla gorilla (western lowland gorilla)
Lineage: Eukaryota; Metazoa; Chordata; Mammalia; Primates; Hominidae
Gene: IMMT
Product: inner membrane mitochondrial protein
Exons: 15
Coding region: 880-3123 (747 amino acids)
Biological process (GO): cristae formation
Cellular component (GO): MICOS complex
Source: RefSeq, a predicted model, not a curated record